This is a messenger RNA of Anneissia japonica, 2664 nucleotides long. Its product is annotated as nuclear protein localization protein 4 homolog. Lineage: Eukaryota; Metazoa; Echinodermata; Crinoidea; Comatulida; Comatulidae. Gene Ontology annotation, biological process: ubiquitin-dependent protein catabolic process. Gene Ontology annotation, molecular function: ubiquitin protein ligase binding; ubiquitin binding. Gene Ontology annotation, cellular component: nucleus. The transcript has 16 exons. The record is from RefSeq and is a predicted model, not a curated record. The coding region runs from base 106 to 1950 and encodes 614 amino acids.
GGGCGCUAUCAAUAAUCCGAAUGAACUCUGAAAAAGUGCUGUAUAAUAUUAAUAACUGAUUCAAAACAAUCGUUUAUUACCCUAUACCUGUCAUUUAAAGUGGUGAUGUCGAAGACUAUUAUUGUUCGAAUUCAGUCACCAGAGGGCACAAAGCGAAUCAAUGUUUCACCAUCGUCAUCCUGUUCAAAAUUAUUACGCAAGGUAGCAGAUGAACUCCAGUUGCCUAAAGAUGGCUUCAACCUCUACAAAAACAGAAACAAAACACAAGAGCUGACAUCAUCGUCAUCAUCACGACAAACCAUUAGUAGCUUCCAAAUAAGAAAUGGAGACAUGCUUUAUUUGUUCCCAAAUGUUCGUGGUGCGAGUGCAAUGGAAACAGAGGAUGCUGGUACUGGUGAGGCGGGCGUUACCGCUGCCCCGGGUGAGGUUGAGGAGGACGAAGUGGACGUGCUCCUGGCUAAAGAAGAUGGCCGCAUUUAUAGAAAGAGAGAUCAACAAUUCUGUCAUCACAACGAGAACUCUAAAUGUGUGCAUUGUGUCCCAUUGGAGCCGUAUGAUGAGAAGUACAUGAUGAUGCAAGACCCACCCAUAAAGCACAUGUCCUUUCACACAUAUAUACGCAAGUUGAAAGGCGGUGCAGAUAAGGGUAAAUUUAUUAAUCUUGAAAACUUGUCAUGUAAAAUAAAGACAAACUGUCCAACUGGGCAUGCUCCGUGGCCUGAGGGCAUUUGCACAAACUGUCAACCCAGCCCAGUGACUCUAGAUAGACAGAUGUAUCGACAUGUAGAUAAUGUAAUGUUUGAGAAUGGAUCCGUCAUAGAUCACUUUCUAGAGUACUGGCGUAAGACUGGUUUCCAGCGGAUAGGGUACAUGCUAGGUCGCUAUGAUAUUCAUAAAGAUGUUCCACUUGGAAUAAAGGCUAUUGUUUCCACAAUAUAUGAACCUCCUCAGAGAGCUACAGCCAAUAGUGUUGAACUACUUUUAGAUCCAAAAAAUGAAACAUUAGAUAGAAUAGCAAACAAACUUGGGCUAAGAAAGGUCGGCUGGAUAUUCACAGAUUUAAUACCAGAAGAUUUAAAUAAAGGAACAGUCAAGCAUACAAGAAACAUGGAUGCACACUUCCUUAGUGCUGAAGAAUGCAUCAUGGCUGCUAACUUUCAGAACCAGUAUUCCAAUCCGUGUAACGCAGCUACAGAUAGAUAUUUUGGAUCCAAGUUUGUUACAUGUAUUAUAACAGGUGAUGUUGAUAAUCAGAUACAUCCAGAAUGUUACCAGGUUUCAAAUCAGUGUAUGGCACUCGUCAGGGACAACUGUCUAAUCCCAACAAAAGAUGCCCCGGAGCUUGGCUACAUACGAGAGUCCACGCAGGAACAGUAUGUCCCAGAUGUCUUCUAUAAUGAAAAAGAUAGCUAUGGAAAUGUGCUGAAGAAGCUAGCCCGCCCUCUACCGGUUGAAUUCCUGUUACUGGACGUACCCAGUGGUUUUUCGAAGGAUCCUAUCUAUGCAUUUAAUGGGCGUAAUGCUGCUAACCAUUUCCCAAUAGAAAAUAGGUCAGACAUUGGGGAGAUCCAAGAUUUAUCAUCCUUAUCCAAGUACAUGAAACAGUUUCCCAGUUCAGAGUUCUUGCAAGCAAUGUCAGAUUUUCAUCUUCUUAUUUACUUAGCAACAUUUGAAAUGUUUCCUCUUAAGGAACAUAUGGAGCUGUUACUUGAUGCUAUGAAAACGCAGGAUAAACGACUGGCAGAUGAAUGGAGCAAAGGAGAGCAUUGGUCAACGCUACAGCACUUUAUGGCCGCACAAGCUCCAAGUCCCACAUUCACCUCUGCCCCAGUUGACGUCUCGGACGAAUCGGCAUCAUCAAGUGCCACCUGGUCGUGUCAAGCGUGUACAUUCAUCAAUUCCGGUAAUCGCAUGGCCUGCGAGUUAUGCGAGGGUCCCAGACAACCCUAGAAAAACAGCAGAUAACAGUAGACAGCUCUUAUUUUAUUAUCACAACUCUUGCAAUGUGUACUCUCGUGAAAAUUAUGAAAUAAUGGAUGAACUCUUACUGUAAUAUUAUUGUUAUUAUUAAUUAUUAAUAUUAUAUUAUUUAUUUUUUUAUUACUUUCUAUUAAUUUUUCUAUUAUUCAUUAUUAUCAUUAUUAUUAUUAUUAUCAUUAUUAUUAUUAUUAUUAUUAUUAUUAUUAUUAUUAUUAUUCUGCAAUCUAUGUUAAGUAAAGUGCUGAUCCCCUUGCACUCAAAAUGUAUAAUGAUAGUUUAUAGCUUGUUACAUAUUUAAAGUUAAUAUCCCGAUAUAAAAAAUGUUAUAUUUAUAUACAGUAAUGUAGGAAUGCCUCUAAAUCGGAGUGCACACUGCUUGUUACUACUUCUAUAGUGGUUUUCCGUGUGGUUGCAAAAUGCCACGGGUGACACUAUUCUAUGGUAAUCACAAUGCAAAGAUAAUUGGCUUAGACUGCCACCGACGAUCAGUAACAAGCACAGUUACAGAGCAUGGACAUAUUUCUUAGAUCUGAUCUAACCGCAAAGAAAUUCUAAGGAAAUCAGAAGCUAACAAAAAACUCUUUAUUUAUAAAUUUUUUUUGCAUUAAAAACAAAUUUGGUGAGUUGAUGAAAAUAAAAAAAUGCCAUGCCUUACUGACAGGAAUAACCUGGUUCGAAUCGCAA